Messenger RNA from Gongylonema pulchrum, 381 nucleotides. The record is from the annotation of a GenBank genome assembly. Lineage: Eukaryota; Metazoa; Nematoda; Chromadorea; Rhabditida; Gongylonematidae.
AUGAUGGUCUUGUCGGUGGCCCUAAAAUGUGCUUUUGGCCUAAUAUUCGUUGUGAUUAUUGUGGUUGGAAUUUUGGGUAAUAUUUUUGUUGCGACAAUUAUUCUGGACCAGAAGCUCUACAACACAUCCAUCAAUUUAUUCCUGCUCAGUCUAGCCAUCGCUGAUCUGGGUAAUUUACUUGCCUGUUGUCCUGAUGUUGCACAGACACUGAUCGACCGUGGCUGGCGUCUACCGGCGCAACUUUGUCCUUUGCUACGUUUCCUGCAGGAAUAUUUUCUUUAUGCCUCCGUCCUCACUCAGGUAUUUUUAUCUGAAGAACACCUCAACUUAUAUCAUGAACAGAUCAGAAAACCUGUGCAGAUUGCGGAUGGGCCUGCGUGA